Dermatophagoides pteronyssinus (European house dust mite) is the source of this 1373-nucleotide messenger RNA. It is a transcript of the gene OXA1L, whose product is annotated as OXA1L mitochondrial inner membrane protein. The record is from RefSeq and is a predicted model, not a curated record. NCBI's taxonomy places the organism in Eukaryota, Metazoa, Arthropoda, Arachnida, Sarcoptiformes, Pyroglyphidae. Gene Ontology annotation, biological process: protein insertion into mitochondrial inner membrane from matrix. Gene Ontology annotation, cellular component: mitochondrial inner membrane. Gene Ontology annotation, molecular function: membrane insertase activity.
ACUCGCAUCGGUCACAUGUGAAUUGAAUCAAUUCAUGAGAAUUUUAAAUUUUAAUUUCAUUGAUCCAACAACAUUUAAAAUAUGCGAUCUAUUCUUAUAUUACGAAACGUUUCAUCAGCGGCUUUCAAUCGUAGCGGCUGGAAAAAUAUUGAUAAAUUUUCAUCUUCAACAUUAUUUGUGAGUGAUCGAAAUCGAUAUCAAUGUCGACCAUCAAAUGUUCGAACAUUUACAUCAUCCGGCUUAUUAAAUGUUUCAUUGUUACGUUCAAAUAAUGAACUUCGUAUUAUAAGAAAUCCACUUAUUUUUCAAUCUCGAUUCAAUUCGUCAAUAGCUAAAACUAGUGAUGGGGAUAAUGUAACAACAGAAAACGUAAUCGAUCUUACAACUAUUGAUAUACAAAAAUCACCGUUAUUGGAAAAUGAAACAAUAUCGAAUGCUGUGAUUGAAACAUCGGUUGCAUCAUUAAAUCUAGGAUCGAAUUAUACUCCAGUCGGUUGGUGUGUUCAUUAUCUAGAUUUUUUACAUUCGGUAUUCCCAUGGUGGGGAGCGAUUGCUGUCGGAACAGUAAUCCUAAGGCUUUGUAUGUUUCCAUUGGUUGUACAAGCUCAACGAUCAGCUGCUAAACUGAAUGAACUUUUACCUGAACAAGCAAUACUAAAGGAAAAAAUGAAUCAAGCUCGAAUUAGUGGUGAUUCUAUUGAAUUUGCACGUUUAUCACAAGAAUCAAUGUCAAUGUAUAAACGAAAAGGUGUGAAUCCAUUCAAAGCAAUGUUAGCUCCAUUCGCCCAAGCACCGGUAUUUAUAACGUUUUUCAUAACAUUACGACGUAUGGCCUAUCAUCCUGUAGAAUCAUUAAAAACUGGUGGUUUAUUUUGGUUCACUGAUUUAUCAAUUAGUGAUCCAUUAUAUGCAUUACCAUUGAUAACCUGUGCAACAUUAUGGUUGACAUUGGAAACAUCUUUCCGUAGUGGCUUAAAUCCUAAUCAAACACCGUUCAUAAAAUAUGGUGCCAGAAUAAUACCUUUAAUAACAUUGGCAUUUACAUUCAAUUUUCCAUCCGCUAUUCUAAUGUAUUGGUGUACGAAUAAUUUUAUAUCAUUAUUACAAGUACAUUUACUUCGAUUACCGAAAGUUAGAAAUUUUCUCAAUAUACCGCAGAUUAAAGUCAAACCACAACAAUUGGAUAUAAAUAAAAAAUCAUUCACUCAACAUUUUCGUGAAACAAUGGAUAAUGCAAAAAUUAAUCGAAGAAUGGAAGAAAGAAAUUCAUUGGAUGAAAUUUCAUUUAAAAAAGCCGGUGUUGGACCAUUACAGAAAACAUAUAAACAUGAUCCAACAUCUAGAAAUUGAUUUUUUUGUUAUUCUUUACACAC